AUGAAUUACGAAGAUAAUGAUUUGGCUAAAGUUUGUCGACCUCUGGAUCGACAACUUGACCUCUUAUUCAUUUUGGAUGGUUCUGGCAGUGUUAGUGGAAGUACUUUUGCAACACAAAUGGCAAUGCUUAAUAAAAUAGUUGAUUUAAUUGAAAUUGGUCCAAAACAUACGCAAAUUUCUGUUAUGCAGUAUUCAUCCUACACAAGAGUUGAAUUCAAUUUUAUUGCUAAUUCAAACAAAGAAUCACUUCGCGCAGCACUGCAAAAAAUUCGACAUAUUUCGGGAACAACCAAGACAGGUAAAGCGCUUGACAAAGCUCUUCACGUUUUUCGUCAUGAUCCGAGUUCAGGAGCACGAUUGAAUCAAGAUGACGUAGCACAAGUAGCUGUUGUUGUCACUGACGGUCAUUCUCACGAUGAUCCUGUACCAGCUGCAUUACGGCUUCGAGAAGCUGGUGUUCAAAUACUUGCUCUUGGAAUCGGCUCACAUAUAAAUAUGGGUGAGCUGUAUGAAAUUACGGGAGACGAAAGUCUCGCUUUCCAAAAUCUCACAUCUCAGAUAUCUCUUGAUCAGUUUGUUCAUCAGUUUAAAAAAAUUGCUGUUGGUGAACACUGUGAUUUUUCUAGAGGUCAACAUGGAGCUGAAAUAAAUUGUCGAAGUGAUUCUGUAGAAAUUGUUAUUUCGACAGUAAAUCCAUUCCGUGGUCAUCUUUAUGUUUCUGGUCAAUUUUAUCGUCCAGAAUGCGUUGCAACUGCACCUAAUUCAACAUCUAAGGAAAUUCAGCUGGCAAUCAAUCUAACUUCUUGUAACAUUCAGAGACAAGUGAAGUUGAAUCCGAAAGGGAUACUAUUUGAAACAAGUGUUGUAUUAAAAUUUCAUCCAGAUUACAACACCAAAACAGACAAGAUGUUCAAGGUGCACUGUUUUUAUCCUGAAAAAGCAGUUAAAUUUCCGAAAAAGUAUGCAAAUAAUCGAAUAGCCAACAUCGACAGCAACGAAAUACGCAUGCCUUGUUCAUAUAAGAUUCUAUCAAACAUAAAACCAAAUGAAAGAUGUAAAGUGGAGGAAAUUCGCGUUGGAGACCCAGUAAUUCACACAUGGGAAUGUGAUAAAGAUUCCUUCGAUACUUAUCAAUCGAUGCUUGUCCACAGUUGUGUGAUUAUAGAUCUCAGAAAUGGACAAAAUAAAACAAUUAUCGAUUCUUCAGGAUGUGCCAUCGAUGGAUCAGUUCUCGAUCCACCAGAAUAUCCCGAAACAUUGUCAGUAUUUGCUUAUGGUAAGGCGGUAAAGUUCCCGGAUAGUUCUAUGAUCAAAAUAAAAUGUCAGUUACGGUUUUGUGAUCGUCUGCUUGGAGAAUGUGACACCUUUUUGCCUCCUCGUUGUCGUCGAAUUCGUCGUUUUGCUUGGAGAAAUGCUGAAAAUACUGAAUCGGUGGAUAAACUUAAUAAAGAAUUAAGUCUUGCAUGGGAUUUCGCUAAUUCUGAAAAUGAAAGUGAUGAUUAUGAAGAUCCAGAAGAUACGUCAACCACUUUAUCAAGUGCUAUCACUUUAGCACCACUAGUGACUUUUCAUCCUGUGAAGCAAGAAAAGGGCUAG
This is a messenger RNA of Thelazia callipaeda (thelaziosis nematode), 1596 nucleotides long. The record is from the annotation of a GenBank genome assembly. NCBI's taxonomy places the organism in Eukaryota, Metazoa, Nematoda, Chromadorea, Rhabditida, Thelaziidae.